Molecule: messenger RNA, 7205 nt
Organism: Toxorhynchites rutilus septentrionalis
Lineage: Eukaryota; Metazoa; Arthropoda; Insecta; Diptera; Culicidae
Exons: 2
Coding region: 4064-5443 (459 amino acids)
Cellular component (GO): nucleus
Molecular function (GO): DNA binding
Source: RefSeq, a predicted model, not a curated record
UCUUACAACAGCUGUUCAAAACAAUCGACUGUGGGCGCAGACGAUGGCCAUUGGAUUUUCCCUUCGAUUAAUUCCGAAUACAUACUGCUUCACUCUGUGACUUCUUCUUGCUGCUCUGAGGAUUUAGCUUCGAUGAUAGCUUUGAGAAGCCGUUGGAACAGUUCGAUUUUGUUCAUUUUUCGCAGUCCCUUCAAUACGUUUGUCGCCCCAUUACCCAGAUAUGGGCGACACUAACCUCGUUCAAAUUGAAUGGGAUUUCCAAACCGAAUUUGAUCGAAUUGACACCUAAAUAUAAAUUUAGGAUAUGUGGAAAAAUCUUAAAAUCAACACCAUUAAAGUAUAUUGUUUCUUCUAUACUUUUUACUAUUUCACAUUUCGGAUGGUUUGUAAUAUUGUUUCAUUCGAAAUCCAUAUAAUAUGACAUUGGAAUGUGUUAUUAUUGUUAGUUUGUCUUCAAAUAGAAAAAAAAUAUGCUAGAUUAUGUAUAAUACGUGUACACAUAGAGCUCGACCUUCAUUGAUCAAUUUAUUCGUCAGUUGAGCCCUGUAAUAAACUCGGUGGCAGGGGCGAAUAAAUUGCAAAAUUUAAGGCCUCUUAAAGCCAAAAAGAAGAACAAGAGGAACAGGAAGAAGAAGAAGAAGAAGAAGAAAAAGAAAAAAAACUCAGCCGGAUCGUCUUGGGCGACGAACUAAAUAUAUGAAUAACGAAAGACUCUUUUUCCUUUGCAAUCUAAUAUGAAAAAUUACGUUAAAAUAGUUCUGAGAAAAAAUGUUUAAUCUCGAUGGUGAACUACGUAGCGCCAGUGAUAGGAUAAGUGGCGAAGAGGAACGAUACAUUUUGCAAUACGAGAUUUUUGUUUUAUCCCAUUUGUUGAUUUAUUUAGGCUCAUUACUAUUUUUUAGCUGUAACGGAGCCGGAUAUAAUCGUGUACAUGUUACAUGUUUUAUCGAAUCUAUAAACUGUACAUUACACAUAAGCCAUUUUCGAGCAAAAGAGUAUUUCUUCUAUACCAUUGUAUAUGAUACAUUACAACAGUAGCCGUAUAGACGGAAGAGUUCCUUCUGUUCUUCCAUUGUUCAGUUAGACCGAACAGCGGAGACAGUUGAUAUUGAUCAUUGUUGUGUUCUUUAUAGCACAACAGUCCGAUGUUUCUUGCAGAGCAGAGCAGCAGUAUGGACGAAUCGAUCUUCAUUCGACCGCGGAUCGACCUCCAUUGUUGAUGAUUGUUGCAUGGACGUAGUUAUUCUAUAACAACACAAAAAUGGUCAAUUGAGGGCCCUGAGUUUUGAACUCAUGAUCGAUUGCUUGGUAAGCGAACGCGCCACCAAUGUGGCUACCAAGACCCCAUUGCAACAUGAGAUACGAGACACAGAAAUUGCGUUGAAUGUAUGUUAGAUCGAAGAUCGGGAGAAGUUAUUAUUGGGAAAUAUUGAUGAUGAUGGUCCCACCUCGUUCCCCUACAAAGGUUUGAGCGGGACGAGUUCUCUUAUUGAUAAUUAUUAUAUUACAAUAUUUAUAUUUGUCAUCAACUAACCAGCAAUCAAAAUAAAUUGAAAUGAAAACGAACUGAUUAUCUCGCAGACAUAGAUUACAAAUCGAAAGAACAAUAUAAGUCAUUAUCUCAUUGUAUUUAUUCCAUAGCAUGUUAAGAGAGUUUUCAACCCGGAAAGACCCCAGACUGAUCGGGAAUUGAACCCAAUACCUAUGUCAGUAUUAGCAACGAAUUUACAAAGAAAUUCCCGCUUCACCGAAUACCCGACAACGGUCCGUUAAUCGUUUACGAGACCAGACAGCUGAGCAAACCUAAGCCUAAUUAUAUAUAUGCUUCGCCUAGUGUGGUGGCAUAAAACUACACAAAUAUCAGCUCAGAAAAAAUACAGGUAUGCCAAUAUCUGUAUCUUCUCAGAUAGCCAAACAGCUCUCAACCUCUUCGCGUACAACAUCGUACAACAUCGUACAACAUAGGGCGCUAGAACGCUCAGCAGAGUGGUGAAAUCACUUGAUAUGUGACGUUUGAAAUAAUACGCUAAGGGGUUAAUGCAGUAAAAGCAUACACAUCUCAGUCAAAGCUAGAUUGGGAAUGUAUUCUAUCCUUAGACCAACUAGCUGCUACUCACGAAGACAAUCUAUACUGGGUGCCUGGUCACUGCGGCAUAGAAGAUAAUGAAAAAGCUGAUCUCUUAGCAAGAUUAGGAUCUUCAACUAAAUUCGUCGAGUCUGAGCAAUUUGAAUUAUCUACAUCAUGCAAGAAAUCAGAGCUCAAACCUGGGAAAUAUCGAUGAUUGAAGCCAAUUGGAGGGCUCUAUCAACAUCAAGACAAUCCAAAUUAUUUAUUAUAUUAUGUAACAUAAUAACACGCAGCCAACUCAGCUUGAAUAAGGCAGAUUUAAGUAUAUUAACCGGUCUAUUGACCGGACAUUGUCCGAGCAGGUAUAACCUUAAAAAAAAUCGAUAGAUGAUAAUUGUCGUAAUUCCGAAGCUAAAUCAUAGGAACAUUUACAUCGUCAAUGCAGUACUCUAAUUCAUUGAGUAAGAUUGAGUAUUCUUGGACAGGGUAUUCUUAUGUUUAACAAGAUUUGGCCUGCUGAAUCAGAAAAAGGUAAGGAACUUUAUAUAGGAAGUCAUACCUUCGUGGGGGGAUAAAAUCAGUAUCAGACACAAUUUCCGUUCGAGAUUCUUCCUCACUUGCAGAAAAUGUGUUAAUCUGUAACAUAGAACACUUAUGUGAUACGGUACAGCUAAUUCUCACUAAUAAAUUUUGUUUUAUAAUGCAAGGUAACACUAUUGGCAUAACAUGAUUGAACUUGAGUCAUACGGAUUACAGAAUGCAAAAUUGGGAUCCGUUUGGCCAAUUCUGACUCAAUCGAAUUUAAAAAUAUGGGAGAGUAGUUGAUCAAUAGACGGAUCUGAAAUUUCCGAGGAAAUUACACAAUAGAUUUCCUCAGGGCGUAUUUGUUCUACUAAAAAUGUGUGAAUGAGAUAAUCCUCGCGUUUGUCAUUCAACCGAAUACAUGCAGCAACGUGUGGGACGAAAUAUGUGUAAUGUCGUAAUAAGACUCGUUUAGGAUUUCAUAUUUUGUUUGAACACAUGUGCUGUAAUGUCAUGUGCAUUGCUUUUCGGUCUGGCAAUAGCAAAGGUUGUGUCGGUAUGCUCAUGAUAGCGGCUCGCAAGUGAAUGUUAUGUUCCUUACGCUGCUCCUGUUUAUUGCAUCGUAAGGAUCGUAGUCGUUCACUUUCUACCUUCGCCUACAUGUCAAUCAUGAAUUAUUGGCGCUGCUCACGACUUCGUAGAAUGACGUUGUCCUGAUCGCAUGGAAUCACCAUACGAUAGGGGAAAGUAGGUAAAGACGGACACUGCGGGUAAGAUGGACACUUUUAAUAUUUCAUUAACUAAAAUUUUUUGAAAUAUUUUAGUUAUGCAAAUACUUUCAAUAAAGUGUAUCAAUACUUUCGAGACACACUGUUGAUUUCCAGCGAACGAACUGUCAAGCUUGUAAACAAAACAAAAAUUAUCUUCGCGGGUGCACCAUUCGAUGUAAUUUUUACUUCGUAGAAAAUAGCGAAAAGUUCGUGAUUUUUUGUUUUUUACGUGUUCCUCCAACGGGUAAGUGUUUAUUUAGUCCAUCAAUAAUUAUCCUGUGAUAAAUCAGGGGUUUUUCAACGCUUAUAGGAAGAGCUACGGUCAUUCGAAAAAAAAGCUGCCAGUUUGGGCAAGACGGACACAUUAAGGUAAGUAAAGACGGACACUAGUAUUUUCCUAGGGUAUUUAACAAAACUUUUUGGUUUUACUAUAAAGAUGCCUACAAAUUACAAGCGCAAGAGUAAUCGGCAGUCGUGGACCGCUCAGCAGUUGGAACAAGCCAUUAAGGCUGUAAAAAGUGGAUCGCCGGUGAAGACAGCAGCAAGAAGUUACUCAAUUCCAAGAUCCACACUGAUUCGCCACCUCACAAGUCCAACUGUAUAAACUCGGCUAGGACCUCUUGAUUCCGUAUUCAAUUCUCAACAAGAAGAGGAGCUGGUACAACAUCUGUUGGAUUUGGAAAAGAGGUUCUAUGGAAUAACGAUGACUAAUGUUCGAAAGCUUGCUUUUGAUCUGGCCCAAAAAAAUGGAUUGCCACACCCGUUCAACAAGUCUACCAAGAUGGCUGGAAAAGCCUGGCUAAGCAAUUUUCUGAAACGAAAUCCCAAAUUGUCGUUCCGUAAACCUGAAGCUACCUCUGCCGCCCGAGCCAGAGGCUUCAAUAAGCCAGCAGUAUCUGCGUUUUACGAUUUGCUGGAAGAAGCGCUGAAAGAUCCCAAAUUGACGCCAGAUCGUGUUUUGAACGCCGAUGAGACCGUUCCUCCGAAGAAGUCUAAGGUAGCGGUAUUGAAGGGCAAAAAACAGGUUGGUGGUAUUACAUCUGCGGAACGCGGAGAAACAGCUACGGCAGUAAUGUGCAUGUCCGCAAACGGACAGCACCUUCCGCCGUUCUUCAUUUUUCCUCGCAUGCGGAUGCACGAAGCUUUGAAGAAAGGGGCAUCACGUGGAAGCAAAUUUGCCUGUAAUGCAUCGGGUUACAUGACGGUCGAAAUAUUCAAUGAGUGGUUCGAUCACUUUUUGGAGCAUGUAAAACCUUCUGAAGACAGUACUGCCUUGCUCAUAAUUGAUGACCACUCGUCGCACACGAAGAACCUAGCUUUUACCGAGAAAGCUAGAGCUAACUUUGUUAAGGUUCUAGUUUUACCACCUCACACUAGCAACAAACUUCAACCGCUUGAUGUAUCCUUUAUGGCACCUUUCAAGACGUACUACGCACAGGAAGUAGAGCGUUUCCUACAACAGAAUCCAGGUAAAGUCGUCAGCCAAUAUGACGUUGCCGAGCUCAUGAAACCUGCAUUCAUCAAGGCGGCUACUACGGAAAUUGCUGAGAAAGGGUUCGAAAAAACAGGAAUUUGGCCAUUUGAUCGCAAUAUUUUUUCCGAUGAUGACUUUGCCCCGGCCACGGUGACUGAUCAACCCGAUCCUGAGAUUCUUCGUGAAGAAGAGACGUUUCGAUUGCAUCUUGAAGGUGCGCCUAGGCAAUCGACCGUAAAUCGCAUUUUCUGUGAGGAUAAAGAAGUUCAAGUGCUUCCCGAAGACAUCAUGGCUGAUUUCGCAAAACCGGACAGCAUCUCAAGGGCCAAUAACCCGGUGUUUGAAAUAUCUCCGUCGAUCAUACUUCCGUUACCGAAAAUGGUCACCCCGAGAGUCACGAAGAGAAAACGCCAAGCAGAAAAGGCAGCUGACAUAACGUCUGCUCAAUACGCUGACACUUUGAAGAAGGCGAAAGCAUCGAAAGACAUUAAAUCCAUCAAAAAAGAACAAAAACAACGCUCUUCGAAGAAGCCUAAGCAAAAUAAGGGCAAAGGGAACACCUCAUCUGAUAAUCUAUGCGAGGAAUGCGGAAGCCAGUUUUCUGAUUAAGAUUUCGGGACAGGUUGGACAAUAUGCUUACAAUGCAUUUCAUGGUUCCUCGCUGAAUGCUUUACUUCUGCUGCAACUAUUUGUCAGAACUGCUCUUGAUUAGUCUUUUUUUUUCUUGUUUUUUUAUUCAAACGUAAAAUUGAAUUAAUUUAAAUACUCAAAUGAACUUAAACCAUCGAUGAAUUGUUUUUAAUGCUUUAUAAAGAAACUUUCGUUUUGAAAUAUUUUUAAGUGUAUCAUUAAACUUUACAAAUAAAUUAUCGUCUUCCUAGGAGGUCAUUUAAAAUAUGCGUUGGCUAUUUCAGAUCCUUUUCCUUCCUUUGCGAGGACAAUGGCCCGCAAAAAUCCAGAAAUUUUUGCAUGGAGUGUAUGUAUUUGACCUCUUCUGUCGUUCCCUUCCAAGGAUGAAACUGUCCACGAACAACAUGAGUAGCCUUUCGAAUCGUAGCGUAAUUCAAGAACACUCCCCAAUGCUGAAAACACUAAAAUACGUACAAAAACUACAACUUUUCCGUAAGUGUCCAUCUUUCCCACCUUAGUGUCCGUCUUACCCAUUCCAGAUGUCCGUCUUUCCCGACCAUGUGAAUAGUAUUAUUGUGUAGUAUAGUAUAGUAUAGUAUAGUAUUUCGAUGCAUUUUUUUCAAUGACCCAGAAUACAUCAAUGUUGGAAUAAAUUUACUAGUAUCAACGGUAAUUAUGAUAGAAAAGGACCUGAAGUUUCAAUUUGUAUAACAACUGCGAUCAUGAAAGCUAUAUAUGUGUAAAAAUUGAGAUUACACCUUAGGGUGUCCUACACAUAAAAAUCCAUUGAGCUCUCUCCAUUCUCUUUUUUAUUUCGUUUCCUCUAACCGCUCACAUUCAACGAUCUUAUUGGGUAUGAAAAUUCUUGAUACAUCUGGUUUUCGCAUGAACAAAAAAAAAUCGUCAUAAAAAAGUGCUUCGUUUUUUCUUCAAAUUGCCACCAUUCCGGGUAAAUCCCUUUGGUGUGCCCGAGGCUCAUACCAUUGCGGCGUCUUUAGCGAUUAAUAAUCUGUUGGAUAUUUUAAUACAUACAAAAUCUAAUUUGUUUUAUUUGUUCAGGGCUCGAGAAAACGUCCGAAAAUCAUGCCUCUACACUAGAAUAACCCUUCAAGGUUCUCGAAAUAAAACCAUUUUUCGUCGUCAGUGACAAACAGUGACAAACGAUGGCCAAUUGCUGUUUGGGGCACAUUCAGUGUUUCUGCCCGUUUUUGUUAUGUUUGGGCUGGGUUUACAUCCGAAUCUUAUGUUUUACGUGCAAUGAAUUCUUCAACCCUUUGCGGUCGAGAUUAAUUUCCCAUGAAAGAGAUCCUAUUACCAUUCCACGCUAAUAAUCUUUUGUUUACACCGAGUACCGUUAUCUUUUAUCCAUAGAAACAGAGUAUUAAUUCGAAAACAAGUUCACUAGACAUUAAAAUUCAUUUAAAGUAUUUAGUAUUUAGUAUAGUUCCUUACUGUAGAUUCAAGUAUUUAGUAUAGUUCCUUACUGUAGUGCCUGAGAGCAGACAUGCGACCGCAAAGGGUUAAUCUACCAUAUGAUGACGAUUGAUACAUUUCCUACAACAAUUGUCAGUACAAAUGGUUGCUCUAUCGAAAUUUGAAUUAGUUGAUCUUGCUUUUUUAGAUUUUUUUUGCCUUGGAUUAGCGAACCUACAAGCAGAUGAACUACUAAACUACUUUAGCAUGAAAUACGAUAUUGGAAGAUGAUGAAUCGAUACUAAUGAAUUUUCUAUCAUGUUUCCAU